Messenger RNA from Marchantia polymorpha subsp. ruderalis, 671 nucleotides. NCBI's taxonomy places the organism in Eukaryota, Viridiplantae, Streptophyta, Marchantiopsida, Marchantiales, Marchantiaceae. The record is from the annotation of a GenBank genome assembly.
GAAACCUUGUCGUAGCUCCUGCUGCUGUUGCUGCUGCAGGACUUUUGUGAUCCGAUUUGCCAUUUUCUGGCAUGGGGCUUCUGAGGGCGAGUUGGGGAAUAACCCAUAGGCCGGUGUGCUUUUGACGUGAACUCCACGCUGUACAACGUAAUCCCGGUACAUGGUGGUCGCUCUUGCGGAUGGAUGGAUGUCAGCGGCUACAUUGUACGCUGGGAAAGUCGGAUGCUCCUCGUUUGAGCUACAGAGGUCUGUAAGGAAGGACCGCUCAACUGGGGUAGCGGUGAACAGACGAAAUUAUCUCGACAUGCCGAUCCUGUGGACACGAGAGGCAUAAAUGUACGAAUGUCGGAGUUUCUCCGGUGGCCGAUUUCUUGGCCAUCCGAGACGCUUGUCAGGAGACUGACUGCGAAGGUCAUCAGAUGGAAAUAAAAGCUUCUCGAAGGGUCACUUGAAUAUCUAUGGACGCCUCGGCCGCUUUUCGCACUCAGAGAGCCCUCUCUCCUGCAAGAAGCGCAAGAUAUUGAUGGUAGACAUUUUGCAUCGAGCUCGGAAUUUGAAAUCCUGCAUUUAGGUUACGCCCCGAGAGCGAAGCCAUGUCUCACUACAAGACCCUCGUGCCACUCCUCCACCUCCAGGAGUCUGGCCGGGUUCAAACAAAUAAAAGAAAAGGG